UUCCGGUUUGCUGGAGAGGCGAGACUGAGGUUUAAUUUUCCGCCUCCGAGGGGAUGCUGUCGGUUGUGUGAAACGAGUCUGAAAAGCUUUUGUGAAGAUGGUGAAUGUUUUGAAAGGAAUACUUAUAGAAUGUGACCCAGCCAUGAAGCAGUUUCUGCUGUACUUGGAUGAAUCAAAUGCCCUGGGGAAGAAGUUCAUCAUACAAGACUUGGAUGAAACACAUGUCUUUGUGUUAGCUGAGAUGGUUUACUUCCUGCAGGAGAAAGUGGGAGAGUUAAUGGACCAGAACUCUUUUCCCAUUACACAAAAAUAGAAAAUGGGACCGGAAUUGUCUGUGUCAAACUACAAUCAAUAAAUGUGGAACUGAAACUUUAUGUGUAGAUUUUCCUGGUAAUAGAUUUGGUGGGGAUUCAAUAGCAAUAGUCACUAUAACAAAUAAACUAUUUAAUUAGAUUGUAUGUUCAAGAAUUAUCUUUGAUUUUCUUGCUGUGGUAGUUAGACUAUGAAGAACAGUUUUUUGAUAGCCAGUAAAGUGUCUACCACUGCAAGUGAUUUUAGAGUUUGCUUGUUUGAACUUUAGGCUAUGCUUUAUUAGCGGUGGGGGAAAUCAAUGUUCAUAUUGUUUAUUCUUUGUAACUUUCCUUUUAGAGGAAAGAUAACCUUAAAGCACAUAUGCCUUCUGUUUUUAAUGGAUUGUGCCACUUUUUCACAGGACCAAAGGAGACUACCAAAUUUCAUGUGAUGGACCAUGAAAAAUAAACAGUGCUGUAAUAUGAAUCCUUCAUAACAUUGAAUAAUUUUCAACAGGCUUAUAGCUCUGUCUUAUACAUUUUUAGAGAACUACAUUUCACUAAGUUUAAUCAGGUUUGUGUAUAGGAUUGCAGUCUUAGACACACUUACCUGGGAGUAAGCCCAGUUGAAUUCAGUAGAAUUUACUUCUGAGUAGAGAUUGCACUGUUGGAGUAGAGAUUGCACUGUUGUUCUUGUGCUUGGUUUGGUCAGGCUUUUAUUUGUUAGCAUUUCCAGUAAUUUUCUUCUUUUGAUUUAUAGGGUUCAUUAUAAACCCUACUGAAAUAAAAUUUGAAACUUUUAUUCAAGCUUUUACAAUAUUGUAUAAAAAUAGAGUGCAAUAAAGAUUUUAAAGCUAAUUAUGAAAUCUAAAGAAAGCUAAUUAUGAAAUCUAAAAAACAGGAAGGAAUUAAACUUUUGGGCUCUGAGGUGGUUAAUAUGCAUUACUUGCACCUGCUUUUACCGAUGCAGAUGUUUUCCCUUUAAUUUAAAAGCAUGUCAUUUGCUAAGUAGCUAUUAUGGUGAUGCAAUACAGUUACCAAUUAUAGCGCACAAAUCACUUUUAAUGCCUUUGGACUCGUAAUAUUUAAGGGUAAAAAGCCCUGUGUUGUUCCUAUUGUACAGAUGGAAGAUGAAGAUGCUUAAGGCUAUGUAGUCAUUCUCUGGGUGGCAUGGCCUUUGUAUGUGGGUCCAAGGUCAAUGCUCUACCUAGUGGGGCAUAUCAAUCCCUUAUUGUGUCAAGAGGCUAUCCUCCCCUUUCACAAAAUAUUUUUGUAUUCUAAGCUUCAGCUUGUUGCUGUGCAUGGAUGGGAGAAAUCAAUGUGAAUUUUAAAGCAAAGUGCAAGCCGUUUCUUCUCAGAUGCUUGAUAUGGCACCAAUAAUCUAUUAAGAUUCUGAUUUAAGUCAAACACAAACCUGCUGGUCUAAAAGCCUUAUCAAUGAGAAAUAUACCAGUAAGGGGAGCUUACCAGGUUUUACAACAAUUUGUUUUUAAAAGUCCAAAACGAAAUUAAAGAAUGGCAUAUCUGCUUCCCUUGCCCUCCAAUCUGUUGCUUUCCUUAUAAAAGGACAGUGAGAAAACUGAGAUGUAUUUUAUUUUAAACUCAGGUGCAUGGUUUCUUUCAGUUUAUUACUUAUGCAGGGAAAAGGAAGGAGUUGUAAACUUUCUUAAGCACUGGUAACAUGCUUAAGCAAUUAAAAUGGGAUU
Zootoca vivipara (common lizard) is the source of this 1996-nucleotide messenger RNA. RefSeq names its product general transcription factor IIH subunit 5 (gene GTF2H5). NCBI's taxonomy places the organism in Eukaryota, Metazoa, Chordata, Lepidosauria, Squamata, Lacertidae. Gene Ontology annotation, cellular component: transcription factor TFIIH core complex; transcription factor TFIIH holo complex. Gene Ontology annotation, biological process: nucleotide-excision repair; transcription initiation at RNA polymerase II promoter; nucleotide-excision repair, preincision complex assembly. The record is from RefSeq and is a predicted model, not a curated record.